AUCUACGCGUGUAAACAAUACAAGAAACUUUCGCUAUGACAUCAGUGCAGCGCGGGUGCUUCGAACUUGCGAUCACUGAGCGGCGAUCGGCUACUGCCAACCGCGCUCUGCAGCCUCUGCUUCAUUCACACGACCACUGAACGCGUUCGGACCACAAAAAGAUUGCAGCACGCGUUCCGCGAGGCAAAUCCCACAGCCUUUAUAAUCCGCUGCGCUGUGCACUGCCAAGAUUGUCAACUCUGACUCAAAACAUCAUCCAUGGCACCCCCGGCCCUCAAAUCCAUCUCCCCAUACCUGCAACGCGCGGAAGAACUUCGAACCAAGGAGCCCAUCGUCGCGUAUUGGUGCACCUAUUAUGCAGCUCAGAUUGGCAUAUCGCUCAAGGCGAAGGAUACCGCUUCGCGCGACUUUCUGCUCCACCUCCUGGGAGAGCUUGAGAGAAUGAAACAGGAGAUUGGGCCGACCGACGCUAUCGAUGUUGAAGCCGCCAGCUCGGCAUACGUGGAAAACUUUGCGCUGCGAGUGUUCGCGGCUGCGGAUAACGAGGAUCGGUCGGGCAAUGUCACAAGGUCCACCGCAAAGAAGUUUUUGGCGGCGGCCCACUUCCUGGAAGUGCUCAAAACAUUCCCCAAGUCCGAAGUGUCCGAAUCUGCAAGUCUUGUGUUCUCCUUCUUCUCUUCUGCAUCGCUUACGUGGCAGGACAGAGCCAAGAAAAAAUCCGAUAUGCGAAAUGGAAGGCUGCCGAUAUCGCAAAAGCAUUCCGGGAAGGUCGCAAGCCCACGCCCGGUCCCGCCGAUUCGGGCAUCGAAGCGGAACUGGCUGAGCUCCAGGCGACCGCUGCUGCGGCCGGUAGAUCCAGCCCAGACAGCAUCGACACUCUGAAGGAGACGUCCCUGCCACAAAUAAGUGAGCCGGCCCCUAUCAAACGCACUUCACCCAAACUCGAAUCGGCCGAUAUCACCAACGCGAACCGCCGUUUCUCGUCCCAGAACACGCAUCCUGCGUUUGUGGACCCCACCGGACUCCAUCCCAGCCCCGAUCGCGGGGGAGCCGUGUCGCCCGGUCAGUGGAGCACCGUCGCCACCCCUGGCACGAAUGUUGCGACACCAGAAGUCUUCGCAAGGACGGAGAGCGAGUACUCGGGCGACCUGCUCGAUCCCCCGCCUGGGAACAAGAAGACUGUCCACUUCACGCCUUCCGUCGACGGAAUGUCCUCCCCUUCGGAAGAUGCCACAUAUUCGCC
Mycena citricolor is the source of this 1243-nucleotide messenger RNA. NCBI's taxonomy places the organism in Eukaryota, Fungi, Basidiomycota, Agaricomycetes, Agaricales, Mycenaceae. The record is from the annotation of a GenBank genome assembly.